Messenger RNA from Clavispora lusitaniae ATCC 42720, 570 nucleotides. The record is from RefSeq and is a predicted model, not a curated record. Lineage: Eukaryota; Fungi; Ascomycota; Pichiomycetes; Serinales; Metschnikowiaceae.
AUGACGACUACAAUUCCUCGAAGAAGGACUCGUACGGUUCGUCUACUCUGGACAGUUACGGAUCUUCCAACAGAGGCGACUCGUAUGGAUCUUCCAACAAAGAUGACUCGUAUGGAUCUUCCAACAAAGGUGACUCGUACGGAUCUUCCAACAAAGGUGACUCGUACGGAUCGUCGAAUCUGGACAACUACGGGUCUUCUACCAGUGACAGAUACGGAUCUUCCAACACUGAUACAUACGGCUCUUCUGGAAGAGGCGGUGAUUCUUAUGGAUCUUCCAACACUGACAGCUACGGUUCUUCUGGAAGAGGUGGCGACUCCUACGGAUCAUCGAACAAAGGUGAUUCAUAUGGUUCCUCUGGUAGAGACGAAUUCGGCUCUUCUGGCAGAGGCGGUGAUUCGUACGGCUCCUCUGGCAGAGGUGGUGACUCCUACGGCUCUUCUGGUAGAGACGGUGACGCGUACGGCUCGUCUAACACGGACAGCUACAGAUCUGGCGGUGACUCCUACGGGUCGAGUAACAGACGUGACAACGAUUAUUAGCUCUAUAGGUUCAAUGACUAUGACAUGA